AUGUGUCUAUGUUUACACUUCUAUUCAUCAGUGUCCUAUUCAAGAGGUAUGAAAUUGAAGCUAAUUGAGUCACUCAGACCACUGAGUUCCUAUUGGGACUCAUCCAGUUCUGCCUCUAUUUUAAUCUUGCCGCACGAGGUGAUUGCUAAAAUCUUACACUACAAGUAUGUAAGGGAUCAACAACUCAAGUACGUUUAUCAUAUGAUUAAAACUUGUAAAGAAAUUUAUUACAAUCAUGUAUCAUUGCUUUACACUCUAGAGCCUGUGGUUGUGAGUUUGGCCAAAUAUCCUAAUGGAAUAUCAGUGGAAACCUUGCGGUUGCUAAACAAAAGUCAAAUAUCUAAUCAAGUGAAAUGGUUACAGUGGGUCUUGACCCCUAAAAUCACCACCACAAAAAAGCACCAAGACAUGGUCAUUAAUUGUAUCACUGAUUUCCCUCGACUUACUAGCCUUCAUCUUUCCAUCAGCUCGUUGGAUUUAUUAACCAAUCUAACCAAGUUGCCGACAAGCGUUACUUCUUUAGAGAUCUGUAUCACAACUCAGGUAAAUCCUGCCUGGAAUAUGGAAGGUAUUUCCAGAGACAUCCCUAAACUUAACUUGAAUGUGUUGAAGUUCCAAUCUUUUUAUCCCUUAAGCUUAAAGAAAUAUUAUUAUCCAAUUGUAAGAUCUACUUUGGUUUCAAAAUCGCCAUUGUAUUCCUGGUUGGCAAUUAAUGAUAAUAUUCCAACCGCACACAAGAACUCUCCAAUCAAUCAAGUUUGUGAAAUUUUGGCUGUCUUGUUGUACAACGCGAGGUUUUCUUUACAAUACCUUCACAUUGAGAAAUUGCAUCCAGUAUUUUUGUUUCGUGUUAUGGAAGUAGCCUUCUAUCCAAUUUCAUUCCUAACGCCACCACUUUCAGAUUUGAGUGAUUGUAAUGAGUUUCCAGAAUUGAAAUUAAUUAAAGUGGACAAUUCCUACCUGUUGACAGAUGAUUUGCUUCUAAAGUUCUUAGGGCAAAAAAAGGAAAAACUAAUCAUCACGGAUUUCAUGUUUCAAAAAGAAGUUAUUGAAGUGAGGAUAGAUGAGUUUCAGACCAUUUUCAAAAUAAUUCACCAUAGAAACGAAUAUUCAUGUAUGAACUUGUUUGCUGAAUUGAAAUUCAAAGAAUAA
Molecule: messenger RNA, 1152 nt
Organism: Candida tropicalis MYA-3404
Lineage: Eukaryota; Fungi; Ascomycota; Pichiomycetes; Serinales; Debaryomycetaceae
Exons: 1
Coding region: 1-1152 (383 amino acids)
Source: RefSeq, a predicted model, not a curated record